CCGGACCAGGGCUCGAACCUGUGUCCCCUGCAUUGGCAGAUGGAUUCUCAACCACUGUGCCACCAGGGAAGCCCAGAUGAUAAGUUCUUGACAUGGCAGUAUGGAUGGAGGGAGAGCAGGGGUCCUGGUUGCUGAGACCUUGUCCCACGUUCUAACCAGAAGGCCUCUCAGAAGAUCUUAUUUAUGAACACCCUCAGCUGCCUUCCUCCCCUCCCACCUCCACAUCCUGAUUCCAGGGGUGUGCUCAUAGAGGCAAUGAAUGCAGGAAGGCAAGGAACGGGGGAGCCCUAGACCCAGAGUUCCCUUUUCCCUUGUGGUCCAGGGGUCAGACCAGAGUCCUGUCCAAAGAGGCUACUGCUCAGGAGGUAAAGGGACUUGGGUGGUCUUACUAAGAAGUGGGGUUACUUAACCUGAAGGAAGGAAUUCGUGGAGGUUUCAGAGCUAGAUCCGAGCUAGUGGGGGGAAGAGGACAUGGCUACCCCCAGGGAGAAGGGGGGCCCUGGGGUUCCAGGAGUAGGGAGACACAUUUUGAUUCAGGGAUCAUUGGAGAACUCACCUGUCUCUGGUGUCACUCACUAAGUGCUAUGAAGGCAUCAUCUAAUUAAUUCUCAUCACAAUAGGUAAGUACUAUUUGACUUCCAUUUUACAAGAGAAGACACUGGGAUUUAGAGAGGUAUUAAGACACAGAAUUGAGGGGAAUUCCCUGGCGGUCCAGUGGUUAGGACUCAGCACUUUCACUGCUGGGGCCCGGGUUCGAUCCCUUGUCGGGGAACUAAGAUCCCGCAAGCCGCACAAAGAAGACACAGAAUUGAGAUUUGAACCCAGGCUGUCUGACACUAGACCCAGCACUCCUAACCAUGAGAGUAAGAGCUUUUGACACAGAACUGUCCAGGAAGGGAACGGGUUGCUUACGAGGCCACAGGUUCCAGGGCAGAGGAAUUCAAGGAGAGAGUCUGAGAACUUGGGGGUAGCAGGGGCUGGACCAGAUGCCCCCAUUCUCUACAUUCUGGGAGUCUACAUCUGAGACCUAGGUUCUGCCCCCAUGCUUUUACUAGACGUUGACCCAAAUCCUAUAUCCAGAGCUGGUCAGCGUGCCCGCAGGGAAAAGCCCGUGUCCACACUGCUGGGUCUUCACUACCCUGGAGGUUUAGGCUCAAAGGCCCCAGGAUGCUGGCCUUUGUGCUACUCCUCUGGACUGGAGCCCUCCUCGGGUACGGCAGCUGCCAGAACACGGGCCUGGAGGAGGGCUCCCUGGCCCCCGAGACCACAGGGCUGCCAGUGGAGGAGGAGGAUCCCUUCUUCAAGGUCCCUGUGAACAAGCUGGCGGCCGCCGUCUCCAACUUUGGCUACGACUUGUACCGCGUGAGAUCCAGGGAGAGCCCCGCUGCUAACGUGCUCCUGUCUCCGCUCAGCGUGGCCACGGCGCUCUCUGCCCUUUCGUUGGGAGCGGAGCAGCGGACAGAAUCCAGCAUUCACCGGGCUCUCUACUAUGACCUGAUCAGCAAGCCAGACAUUCACGAUACCUACAAGGAACUCCUUGCCUCCGUCACCACCCCAGAGAAGAACCUCAAGAGUGCUUCACGUAUCGUCUUUGAGAGGAAGCUGCGGAUAAAAGCCAGCUUUGUCGCACCCCUGGAAAAGUUGUAUGGGACCAGGCCCAGGAUCUUGACUGGCAACGCUCACCUGGACCUUCAGGAGAUUAACAACUGGGUGCAGGCCCGGAUGAAAGGGAAAAUCGCUAGGUCCACGAGGGAGAUGCCCAGUGGAAUCAGCAUUCUCCUUCUUUGUGUGGCUUACUUCAAGGGGCAGUGGGUAACGAAGUUUGACUACAGAAAGACUUCCCUAGAUGAUUUCCACUUGGAUGAGGAGAGGACCGUGAAAGUCCCCACGAUGUCAGACCCUAAGGCCAUCUUACGCUACGGCUUGGAUUCUGAUCUCAACUGCAAGAUUGCCCAGCUGCCCUUGACCGGCAGCAUGAGUAUCAUCUUCUUCCUGCCUCUGAAAGUGACCCAGAACCUGACCAUUAUCGAAGAGAGCCUCACCUCUGAGUUCAUUCAUGACAUAGACCGAGAACUGAAGACUGUUCAAGCGGUCCUGACCAUCCCCAAGCUGAAGCUGAGUUACGAAGGCGAACUCACCAAGUCCGUGCAGGAGAUGAAAUUGCAGUCCUUGUUUGAUUCACCAGACUUUAGCAAGAUCACGGGCAAACCUAUCAAAGUUACUCAAGUGGAACAUCGCACUGGCUUUGAGUGGAAUGAAGAUGGGGCGGGUACCACCCCCAGCCCAGGGCUCCAGCCUGCCCACCUCACCUUCUCUCUGGACUAUCACCUUAACCAACCUUUCAUCUUUGUACUGAGGGACACAGACACAGGGGCCCUUCUCUUCAUAGGCAAAAUUCUGGACCCCAGGGGCACUUAAUUCUCCAAUUUAGUGUUCAAAUACCCCAGAAGAAAACGCUAGAGGGAUGGCAGCUUAUAUAUUCCAUGAAGGCUGCCCCUAUGUUUCAAUGUAUACUUUGCAAUAAAAGUGCUUUAUCCUUAA
Molecule: messenger RNA, 2541 nt
Organism: Globicephala melas (long-finned pilot whale)
Lineage: Eukaryota; Metazoa; Chordata; Mammalia; Artiodactyla; Delphinidae
Gene: SERPINF1
Product: serpin family F member 1
Biological process (GO): negative regulation of endopeptidase activity; positive regulation of neurogenesis; negative regulation of angiogenesis
Molecular function (GO): serine-type endopeptidase inhibitor activity
Source: RefSeq, a predicted model, not a curated record